This is a messenger RNA of Sparassis crispa, 2199 nucleotides long. RefSeq lists its product as hypothetical. Bases 1 to 2199 code for a protein of 732 amino acids. Lineage: Eukaryota; Fungi; Basidiomycota; Agaricomycetes; Polyporales; Sparassidaceae. The record is from RefSeq and is a predicted model, not a curated record. The transcript has 8 exons.
AUGCGACGACCACGCGGACCUGCCGUUGGAAUGCCAAUACCGCGCCUGGCCGACCACAAAACAUGCGCCCCCCCUGCGCACGCAGUUUCCUCCCCCCUCUGGCUCAGGUUUCGCGAUCGCGCGCGGCUUGACCACCACGCGGACCUCCCGGCGUGCCAACACCAAUCCCGCGCUAAGCUUCUCGCAAAACACGCGCACCCGCUCGGUCCCAACACCGCACCUCGCCCGACCCAAAUGCGCGUCCCCACUGCGCGCGCAAUUCGGCGCGCGUUCGCGGCCCCUCUCCACAGCACCUCGACCGCCGACACCCUCCACCACCUGCAUUCUCGCCAAUGCGACCACCACGCGGACCUGCCGUUGGAACGCCAAUACCGCGCCUGGCCCACCGCAAAACACGCGGCCCCGCUACGCGCGCCGCCACCUCGACUCUCUCCCUCACACUUCGCGACCGCGCGCGGCUUAACCAACACGCGGACCUCCCGGCGCGCGAAUCCCAAUGCCGCACCUAGCCCAUCGCACAACACACGCACCCGCUCGGUGCGUAUUUUUCUCUGCUAUUUUGCUUACAUUUUGCUGACAUCCAGCAAUGCCAACACGGUGCCUCGCCCAACCAAAACGCGCGCCUGGACUGCGCGCGCAAUUCCGCACGCGUUUGCGCCCCUCUCCACAGCACCUCGACCGCCAACACCCUCCACCACCUACUCUCGCCAACCGGACCACCACGCGGACCUCCCGUUCGAAUGCCAAUACCGCGCCUGGGCCACCGCAAAACACGCGCCCCCGCCGCGCGCGCCGCAACCUCGACCCUCUCCCUCACACUUCGCGACCGCGCCCAGGUCGACCACCGCCCGGACCUCCCGUUCGAACGCCAAGGCCGCACCUCGCCCCUUGCAAAGCACGCACCUGCGCUGCGUACGCAAUUUCCUCCACACUCUCGCCCCCGUUUCGGCACCGUGCCCAGACAGCGAAUGCCGACGGACAUGCCCCAACAGUCGCACCGCGAACAACUCCCACCUCGCCCAAUUUCCUCUCGCAACCGCCACCAUGGCCUCCAUCACUGAUGCUCCUGCAACCACCACUGGCAGCAAACGCAAGAUGAGGCAUCUGUCACCGUCCGCACCAGUGCCUUCACCCGCAAAAAGGCAGAAGCCCGAAGACAGCGACGACAUAUUCUCGCCGACAGCACACACUGACUCCACCGCAUCCGAUACUCCCGCAGACGAUGCUCACGCCAGUCACCGACCCGACGAGACUCCCGGUAAGCCCUACCGCAACAAAGGAAAGCACGUCGAGAAAACCAGGACACCAACCGAAGUGCUCCAGUCGCUGUCGAAACUCAGAGAAACACUCGCCGUGACACGUGCCAUGAACAACGUGUUUGUCCUCGUGCAACCCGUGUAUCUCAAGAGAGCAUUCCCUUCGAACAUCGCCGAACGUCUGGACCACGUCUCGAUCGCCACCGCACACGACAUCAUCAAUCUCGCGACCGCAGACCCCACAGCACUCCACUUUGUCACCAUCGGAGCCUCCGACUACCUUCAGCUCAAGACGAGCACCCAUCUCACGCUCUUCUCUGUCGUCGGCUCCGUUACCCACAGCGACCUGAUCAGUCCGAGCGGUCGCAGCCGUCAACUCUGCGUUGCACCAUCAGCACUCACCUGGCCACGUGCGGCCGCCGUCCUGGGUGCCAUUCUCAACAGACGAACACUCGUCUUCCCGUCGUUCCAUGCCGGCCUCUCCUUCUCGACAAGGUUGACCACUGGCACCUCAAACACUCCAACCAAGAUCCGCGGCAUGGCUCCCGCCACUCCGGUGAACGCACAACGCGGUCCACCCCCCGUGCUGCCCGCCGAUCGAGAUGUGCCGACUUUCGACGGGUGUAAGCCCUUCAAGUUCUCCAUGCGCUCCAUAUCGAUGCUUCCCAAAAUCCACGACGAUCUCUCCACAGAGUCUGCCGUCCUCCUGCUCUUCACUCUUGGGAAGUACAUCAAGAGCCACCCUGAACUCGACGACGAAAACGCCGACACCACUAUCUCCCUCAACAUCCAAUCCAUCGUCCUUCUCGCCAAUCCGGGAUCGAUGCCCCGCGGCUUCCUCGAAGACGAGCCCAUGCCCCUCCUCGGAGUCUUCCGACCGAAUUCCGAGCCUGACCAACACCACUCGGAUGACAGCGACGACGAUGAUGCCUCGCUUGUCUAG